Molecule: messenger RNA, 734 nt
Organism: Paramecium sonneborni
Lineage: Eukaryota; Ciliophora; Oligohymenophorea; Peniculida; Parameciidae
Source: the annotation of a GenBank genome assembly
AUGGAAUUUUUAAAAGCCACUAAUUAUAUUUUAGAUUUUCAAAUAAUCAGGAACAAUUCAAAAAAUAUACUACUCAAGUAUAAUAAGUUUUUGAUCAAAAUGGAAUACUAUAAUUUUGGAACGAUUUAGGAAUAGACAUAAUGGACCCUGUUAUCUUUCAUAACUUUUAUAUUUUUAAAAGAGAAAAUAUGGUAAUACGAUAAGACAUAACAGUGCAUUUAUGCAAAGCCUGAUUUUCUCUAUGGAUUUAUAUUAUUAAAAGCAUACUCGACUUUUAAUUUAGAAGAAGAAAUAUAACUUUUAAGAGAUGAUUAAAAUAAUAAUCAAGAUAUACUAAAAUUGGUCUAAAGAUAUUGCUUUGAUUUUGGCAAAUAAUCAAAACAAAAAUAAGAUAUCGAUCUACCAACAGCUCAAGGAUUGCUGGAAACAAUUUUAAAAAAUGUUUUCCCAAUAAUUAAUUAAUUUAAUAAUAUGUUGAUGUAAGAAUAAUUAUUUAUUUUAGUCUUUAAAUAAAAAGACUCAAAACCCAUCUAGAGAUACAUAUUUUAUUGUCCUAGAAUUUUUUGAAUAAAUUGGAGAAAUUUUUGAAAAAUAAAUAGAAAUAAGAAUCAGGGAUUAAAUUCAUCCAAAUCACAAAAAAUUUAUUAAUAUAAAUAUAUAAAAAUAAUAAAAUAAAAUUGACUACUUAUGCUUAUGUAAAGCAAUAAUUUUGGAUUAUAUCAUAUAAGCACUGA